This is a messenger RNA of Trypanosoma conorhini, 1044 nucleotides long. Its product is annotated as DNA polymerase sigma-like protein. The coding region runs from base 1 to 1044 and encodes 347 amino acids. Gene Ontology annotation, biological process: RNA 3'-end processing. Gene Ontology annotation, molecular function: mRNA binding; poly(A) RNA polymerase activity. The transcript has a single exon. Gene Ontology annotation, cellular component: nucleolus; TRAMP complex. NCBI's taxonomy places the organism in Eukaryota, Euglenozoa, Kinetoplastea, Trypanosomatida, Trypanosomatidae. The record is from RefSeq and is a predicted model, not a curated record.
AUGAACUAUGCUCUUUCCGCCUUGGAUAUGUUUGCCGUCGCGUUUGGAAGUUGGCGUACUGGCCUUUCUACUCCGAGCAGUGACAUGGAUUUUGUUGCGAUGCAGCGAAGCUCCAUAAUGCCUCCAGGAAGUGGCUCGAGUGCCGUGUGUCAUAAGCGGGGCGACAAGGUUACUGAGAGCCAAUUGCUUGAGCCCUCCCUCUUGGACCCUGUCAAUACCUCCAGUAUGUCGAGACGGGAGCGUAGCAGGCGCUUCUCAGGGGCGCUGCGUCUUGUUGGCACCCACUUGCGCUCCUCUGCUGCCUUCUGUUCCGUCCAGGGCAUUCCCCGUGCCAAAGUGCCCAUUGUGAAGGCGCUCCACCGAGGUGGAAAGAGAGUGGAUGUUUCCUUCCUAAUGGAUGGGGUGAAGUCCACUCAGUUUCUUUGCGAGGAGUUCAAAAAACCACAAUUUUCGCUUGCGCGCGGCAUUAUCAUUCUGGUGAAGGCCCUCGUGGCAAGCUGGUCUCUUGGCGACCCAAGCGUUGGUGGCCUCGGUUCGUUUCCCAUAUCUAUCAUGGUGCUGUGGUUCCUCCACGCGGAGGCGGCGCGGCGCUGCCCGCCGGAAUUCCGCAAGAGCUACGCCGUGUGCCUCGUGAAAUUCCUCAAGUACUACGCGCGGGAGUUUGACUACCGUCGCACCGCUAUUGACUACGCCAACAAGCGAUUGCCCGGAAAGGAGCCGACGGCAGAGCUGUGCAUCAUUAACCCGCUGAAUCCAGGCUCCAACUGCGCCGCGGCCGCAACACUUUUUGGCUCUCGUGUUGUGCCCAAAUUUGACGAAGCGUACACACUUUUUUCGAGGCUUGUUUAUACUUUGGAUGACGCCGCCGUGGACAAGGCGUUGCUGGAUACCUUUGGCGGACUCAUUGGGCAUACUAGGGUCCAAUGCGCACAAUUGCUGGGCCUGGAGAAGGAGCGGCAGCUGCAUGGGGAGGAGGCUGGCCCCCAGCAUCGGUGGGAAACUGCGACAUCGCUUUACGCUGGUGACCCCCUUGGAGAUGUGUGA